Messenger RNA from Zingiber officinale, 1567 nucleotides. Its product is annotated as isovaleryl-CoA dehydrogenase, mitochondrial. The transcript has 15 exons. Gene Ontology annotation, cellular component: mitochondrion. The coding region runs from base 149 to 1381 and encodes 410 amino acids. Gene Ontology annotation, biological process: L-leucine catabolic process. NCBI's taxonomy places the organism in Eukaryota, Viridiplantae, Streptophyta, Magnoliopsida, Zingiberales, Zingiberaceae. The record is from RefSeq and is a predicted model, not a curated record. Gene Ontology annotation, molecular function: 3-methylbutanoyl-CoA dehydrogenase activity; flavin adenine dinucleotide binding.
CCUGUCUGCAGAUGUAAGAAGUCGCGAUCGUGUUCUUUGGCCGUCGCGAUAAACUCGAUCCCUCUGCGUCAGUUGCCAUCUAGAAAUUUCGGAGCAGAUAGAGCGAAAUUUUUAAGCUUCUGUUCAAAUCGCAAGUGGAGAGCUGGAGAUGCAGCGACUUUUCUCUACCGGGCGAGCCGCCGCGAUCCUUGUCCGGAAUCAAUGGAGCAAUCGAAGGGCUUGCUUUUCGACCUCUCUCCUCUUCGAUGACACCCAGAAGCAGUUCAAGGAGAGUGUUGAUCAGUUUGCACAAGAAAACAUCGCUCCUCAUGCAGCCAAAAUCGAUGCUACGAAUCACUUCCCGAAGGAUGUCGACUUGUGGAAACUUAUGGGGGAUUUCAAUCUCCUAGGCAUCACCGCGCCAGAGGAAUAUGGAGGACUUGGCCUUGGUUACGCAUAUCAUUGUAUUGCAAUGGAAGAAAUUAGUCGUGCUUCUGGGUCUGUUGGCCUCUCCUAUGGUGCACAUUCCAACCUUUGCAUAAAUCAACUGGUGAGGCAUGGGACAUCUAUGCAAAAGCAGAAGUAUUUGCCCAAGCUAAUUAGUGGGGAGAAUGUUGGGGCUCUGGCAAUGAGUGAGCCCAAUGCUGGUUCAGAUGUUGUCAGUAUGAAGUGCAAAGCUGAUCGAGUAGAUGGUGGUUAUGUCAUAAAUGGCAACAAAAUGUGGUGUACCAAUGGCCCCACUGCUCAGACAUUGGUUGUUUAUGCAAAAACUGAUAUUAGUGCUGGAUCAAAAGGAAUUACUGCUUUUAUAAUUGAGAAGGGGAUGCCAGGGUUUAGUACUGCUCAGAAGUUGGAUAAACUUGGUAUGCGAGGAAGCGAUACAUGUGAGCUUGUCUUUGAAAAAUGCUUUGUUCCAGAGGAGAAUGUUCUCGGUGAAGAAGGAAAAGGGGUUUAUGUCAUGAUGUCGGGGCUUGAUUUGGAAAGGCUUGUACUAGCUGCUGGCCCUCUUGGACUUAUGCAGGCAUGCCUUGAUGCGGUUAUUCCCUAUGUUCGGCAGAGAGAGCAGUUUGGCCGUGCAAUUGGAGAGUUUCAGUUUAUACAGGGGAAGUUGGCUGACAUGUACACCUCCUUACAGUCCUCUAGGGCAUUUGUGUAUUCUGUUGCUCGGGACUGUGAUAACGGAAAUGUUGACAGAAAGGACUGCGCUGGGGUUAUUCUUUUAGCUGCUGAAAAGGCUACACAAGUUGCCCUCCAGGCUAUCCAAUGUCUUGGUGGCAAUGGGUACGUGAAUGAGUACCCGACAGGUCGUCUCCUGAGAGAUGCAAAACUAUUCGAGAUCGGUGCUGGAACUAGCGAGAUCAGGAGAAUGAUCAUUGGUCGUGAACUCUUCAAACAAGACUAACAGCAAAAUCAACUUUCAUAUGAUCGCUGCAAUCGCUUACAAGAAAUUCCUGCUCAGAAUAUGCAGAAUGGAAUUGGGCUCUCUUUGUAUCUGCCUCUUUUCCUCAACAAUUGAGAUGAGUACUUGUUGUAAUAAACCAACGUGUUUUAUAACUUCUUUUAGAUUAUUUUGAGCUUCAGUUCUUAA